This is a messenger RNA of Cyprinus carpio (common carp), 3849 nucleotides long. It is a transcript of the gene tmem200a, whose product is annotated as transmembrane protein 200A. The record is from RefSeq and is a predicted model, not a curated record. NCBI's taxonomy places the organism in Eukaryota, Metazoa, Chordata, Actinopteri, Cypriniformes, Cyprinidae.
UCGCGCUCUGCGCGUUACAAACGAUUUGCGCCUCGGUCUCGAGAGGAGAUACUUCACAAAGAACACUGCUAUUUCUUAUUUAGUAAAAUUAUACAACCAACUAUGAGCGACUUUUACUUUUUGUCGACGCGAACUCGUCUGUUUAAUAGGAUUAUUCAAGCAUCUGAGUGAAAUAACGGAAAUCACGCUCGCCUUGUGCUGUUUAUUAUAGGUUUUUAGACUAGAAAAACGCUCGGCCGGUGGACAGAAAGGAAAGAAAGGGAAGAUGGAAAACAAGCUUGUUCCGUUUUCGAGAUAUUCUCGUCCAAACCACAUUUUUUGCUCGUAAAUAGUGAAGUUUGUCUGGAGCGCGUAUCCAGCUGCUGAGAUGAUGGAGAGGAUGAGCGCUCAGAGGGAAGUUUUCUCUCCAGACAUCCAAACAAAGAGAGUCUCAUCCACCGGAUUAUCAAACUACAGAAAAACAGCUUUCAAAGCAAAAAGUAUUGGCGAAAGUGUGCUUCACUGUGAGGCGGAAAUAUGAUGCUGCGCGUGAGAUCUACUUGUGCGUAAUGGACACAUAAGAUCAGGAGGAGCAUCUCAGCACACAGGCUUAUAUUGCCGUAGCAAUGAUUGCAACAGGUGGGGUGAUCACGGGGCUUGCUGCAUUGAAAAGACAAGACUCCACCCGCUCUCAGUAUCAUCUGCCAACCCAGAGCCCCACCCCUGCACCUGAGAAGAAAUGCACUAAGCGUAAACCCAGAGCUGAUGUGGUGGUGGUGAGAGGAAAGAUCAGACUGUAUUCGGCCUCAGGAUUCUUCCUGGUUUUGGGAGUGCUGAUCCUCCUGGCAGGUAUUGCAAUGGCUGUUCUAGGAUACUGGCCUCAUAAAGACCACCAGAAGGCACCAGAAAGCAAAUUGUCCAUGAAUGAUACGCAGAUUGGCCGAGAGCAAGUGGGCUCCAUUGCGCAAUUCUUGGAGCAGCACCUGCAUUCAGAGAAGAUGAAAAUGUUGGGUCCUUUCACAAUGGGAAUUGGGAUUUUUAUCUUCAUCUGUGCUAAUGCCAUCUUACACGAGAAUAGGGAUCGCGAGACAAAGAUCAUCCACAUGAGGGACAUGUACUCGACAGUCAUAGACAUUCACAGCCUGCGGAUUAAGGAGCAGAAGUGUACUAACGGGGCCUAUGUGGGUCCCUAUGCGGACACAGAGAUCCGUUCCUUCGGUCUGGACAGUCAGUUUGCCUCACGUCUCGCAGCAAACACGCUAAUGUCCUUCUCUGGUCUUGAUAGGGACGUCCGAUUCUCCCACAGGACAAGCUCGGCUGAGGAUGACGAGGGUCUAAUGAGUGAGGCCAGAGGCGGAUUAGGUCUGUUGUCGCCUACCUACAAAGACCGCUCUGAAUGUAUCUUUGGUUUCCAGGAUGAGGGUAUUCGUCGGUGGGAGGACAAACGUGGCGUGCUUAAGAAAUGCCAAACGCGCUCCAUCGUUUCCUCUUCCAUCAGUGCCUUCACGCUGCCUGUCAUCAAACUCAACAACUGCGUUAUCGACGAGCCUGACAUCGAUAGCAUCACAGAGGACCUAGAGCCGAACAGGGUCCACUCCAGACCUCCAUCAGUGGAAUCGUUAACAGUCCCUGUUCCCGACAUCACCAAAGCUUUCAAGCCUCCAGGUGGCCAUUUGCUCCGGAGCAACUCAGCCACUGAAUCCCCAAGCUCUGCAUCGUCCCAUUUCUCACUGUCUCCUGGAUCCACCAGCAGUAGGUUCCUGUGCCCGGGUGAGGCACGUAAAGACUUCGGUUCCAAUAACUCCCUCCAGAUGUUGUCAGCCCAUUCCAAAUCUCUGGAUUUAGAGCGAGGGCCCACAAUGCUGACUGUCCAGCCUGAACAGAGGAAACACCCGAGCUGGCCCAGAUUGGACCGUAGUAAUAGUAAAGGAUACACCAAACUGGAGAACAAAGAAGACCCUAUGGACAGGCUAAUAGUGCCCCCAGUGGCUGUGAAGAAGGACUACACUAAAAAGGAGAAACUUCUUAUGAUCUCCAGGUCUCACAAUAACUUGAGCUUCGAGCAUGAUGAGUUUAUGAGCAGCAGUCUGAAGAGAGGCACCUCAGAGACUAGAUUUUAAAACCUAGCUAGGGCCUCAUUUAUAAAGUAUGCGUACACUCAGAUUUGAUCUUAAAGUGUGCGUACAAUUAAAUCCACACCAAUGCUAAUAUUUGUCAAAAUGGUCUUUGAAGUGGACAAGUGCUUAGCAUCACAGCAGGGUCUGAGCAGACAUACACACUUUUUCUUGUCGGAGUACUGCAGGUAUUUGGAAAUAUAAGCUGUUCUUGCAGCUCGCUGUUCUAAAUUAAAGAAUUUGGUUCAUGACUGCGAUCUUUUAAUCCUAAUGACAUUAAUUAGGAGUCGUUUACAAGGCAGAAAGCUGAAACCAUUUAGUUGCGCGCAAGUUUAAGAUCAUUUGCAAUUCAUAGAUUUCACAUCUGAAAGAGAGGCGUAUGUGCGUUUUCUGUACGUAUGUUCAUUUUAUGAAUCGCAUGUACGCAUAUUUGAGAGAUGAACUUCCGAUCAAAUUUAGGAUGGUUUCUGUGCAACAUUAUAUAAAUGAGGCCUCUGGUCCCAGAUGUCAACCCAGUGGCUUUUGGUGUUCACAAUCUGCCUGCAAUCAAAAACUAUAGAAUAUCCAAGACAUAUCACUCAUAUAGUUUUCAAUGGGGAAAAAUGCAACGCUCAAUAUGGCUGCUCAAUCGCAGUAAGCCCCGCCUUCUGAAUGAAAGAGCCAAUCACUAAUCGGUAAAGUCAGUGUGUCACUGCAGCUGCCAUUAGAAAUCCCGGUUGCUAUAGAAACAGUCAGCGUUUUGAGACAUGCGCUUAGGACUGUGAAUGCUGAUCUUAGCAUGAAAAAUAAGCUUUUUAUAAUGCUAUUUGUGGAAAAGAAUCAACAGAAUCAAAGUUGUUGUCAGAUUUCUUUGGUGAUUUUAAAUAUGAAAUUUAUUCGUAAGCUUAGUGAACACUUUUGGAGAACUUGAUGUUCCCCAUUCAAAGAGAUAGGAGAUGCGCUUGCAUGUCUGAGAGCCGUUUCAAAGAUGGCCAUGAGUGACACGACUUGUCUUAAAGGGACUUUACUGCAAUGCAGAAGAGAGUUCUUGCUGUUUUUUUUUAAUUAAGGCCCUUGAAAGCUCAGUUAUGCUGGUUUUUAUGCGGCAGAAUGGUUAACACUUUAGUUUGAUGGCCCCUUUUGAACAUUUUCUUUUUGACAAUAAGUACCAUUGCACCUACAUGUCAACUCUCUUUAGAGGAUUAGUAGACUGUCUGCUUAAUAUCUUCUAACUCUUUAUUGUGUCCUCCCAACAGACUACUCAACUGACUAUAAGUCACUUUGCAAGUACAUGUCAACUUAUUCUAACCCUAACCCUACCAGCCUACUAAUACUCUACUAGCAAUCUGAGAGUUAGUAGAUACAGUAUGUAGGUACAACGUUACUUGUAUAGCUAACAGAAUGUGUUAAAGGGACCAUUAAAGUUUAGGGAAACCGCAGAAUUAUAUUUUACCAUGAAUUUGAAAUACAAAAGUGAGCUGUAACGGUAAAUAAAAGUAUGGGUACGGUGAACAAUUUGGUAACAAACAGGUUACUGAAAGGUUAGUCAGAUGUGUUUGUAGUGUUUUGGUUAACAUUCAGACAGGAUCUAUUGUUUGUUUGAGUACAAUAUGUGUGUUGUACCAGCACUGCUAGUUAUUUUACGUUAAAUAAUUUAUAGUUCAAACACGCACACACUGAUAUUUUUGAAGAGAACUUAUCUAUGUAUAAUUUAUCUGUUUCUCAGAAUAAACACAAGCUUUCCAGAUAUUGCUGUCCUGUUUUGUGUUAAUUCCUA